Molecule: messenger RNA, 3522 nt
Organism: Torulaspora delbrueckii
Lineage: Eukaryota; Fungi; Ascomycota; Saccharomycetes; Saccharomycetales; Saccharomycetaceae
Gene: NCR1
Product: sphingolipid transporter
Exons: 1
Coding region: 1-3522 (1173 amino acids)
Cellular component (GO): membrane
Source: RefSeq, a predicted model, not a curated record
AUGCUGCUGAUAACGCUAUUAGUUUGCGUAGCUGGCCUAUGUAACCUGGUGCAGGCAGCUGCUUCGAGAUGUGCGUUGUAUGACAAUUGUGGGAAGAAGUCGGUCUUUGGUGCAGAGCUUCCCUGCCCAGUGUCAGAUUCUAGAUUCAGACCACCUCCAGUAACUGAUGAAUUGAUGGACCUUGUUGUGGAGGUAUGUGGUGAAGAAUGGAAGGAUGAAACUGAACUAUGUUGCACUUUGGAUCAGGUCCAGAAUCUACAAAAGAACUUAAAGAAAGCACAAAAUAUAAUAGCUUCAUGUCCAGCCUGUGUUAAGAACUUUAAUAACCUAUUCUGCCAUUUUACUUGCUCGCCGGAGCAAGUGGACUUCGUUAAUGUGACUAGAAUUCAAAAAUCUACUUCAAAGAAGGAUAUAGUAGCUGAAGUGGAUGUCUAUAUGAACUCCUCUUGGGCAUCUGUGUUCUAUGAUUCAUGCAAGGAUGUCAAGUUUUCGGCCACGAAUGGUUACGCAAUGGAUUUAAUCGGCGGAGGUGCUAAGAACUAUUCACAGUUUUUGAAAUUUUUGGGAGAUGAAAAACCAUUACUUGGGGGGUCUCCAUUCCAAAUCAACUAUCUAUAUGAAUUGGAUGGAGCUAAGGAUGAUUUCAUUCUCUUUGACGAUUCAGUCUACGAGUGUAAUGACCCUAAGUACAAAUGCGCUUGCGCUGACUGUGGAUUAUCCUGUCCAGAACUAAAACCUUUGAAGGAGGGCUCAUGUAAGGUGGGGAAACUUCCUUGUUUUUCAUUUGCAGUUCUGAUGAUUUACGCGGUGCUCAUUGUUGCAGUUGUCAUCUGGCACAUUCACUUAUUCAGAAGCAAAAGUAGAAUAUCUUUGAUUACAAGUGAUGAAGAUGGUUCUGCUUACAACUCUCAAAUGACAUCCGAUGAUCGAUUGUUCGAUACAUAUGAUACAAGCUCAUAUGACUUCAAUAAUAAAGUGGCAACAUCAUUUGCAACUCUAUCGAAGUACUCGGCUUUGAAUCCUUACCUGACAACAGCAUUAACAGCCGUGAUUGUCGCUUUCUUCGGCUUUCUGCUUUACAGAUAUGGUGAUCUCGAAAGGGAGCCUAUCAAUUUGUGGGUCAGCAAAGACUCUCAGAAAUAUCAAGAGAAGAGAUAUUUCGAUGAGAAUUUCGGACCAUUCUACAGGGUUGAACAAGUCUUUGUUGUGAAUGAGACCGGUCCCGUACUCUCCUACGACACGAUGAGGUGGUGGUCUGAGGUUGAGCAUAACAUCUCACAGACAAUUAUGUCUCAAGACAAUGCAACUUACCAGGAUCUGUGUUUCAGGCCAACGGCAGAGUCCACAUGUGUAUUAGAAUCCUUCAUUCAGUACUUCCCAAAUGGCUUGCCAGGUCAAAAUACUUGGCGUGAGGAGCUCCAAUUGUGUACAGAUUCCCCCGUGAACUGCUUGCCAUCAUUCCAGCAGCCACUAAAAAAGAAUUUGUUAUUCAGUGAUGAUGAAGUUUUCGAGUCCAAUGCUUUUGUAACAACCUUCCUAAUGAGUAACCACAGCAGUACGGCAGUUGACUGGGAAACAGAACUGGAGAAGUUCCUGCUUAACCUUGAAGUGCCUAAGGGCCUGAGAAUUAGUUUCAACACUGAAAUGUCCCUGGAAAAGGAGCUGAAUAAGAACAAUGAUGUGUUGACCAUCUGUAUGUCUUACCUAUUCAUGUUCUUCUAUGCUUCUUGGGCGCUGAAAAGACACGGAGGAGGAAGUAGAUGGUUGCUGGGGUUUGUCGGCAUAUUGAUUGUUGCAUCGUCAGUGUUGUGCGCAGCGGGACUCUUGAGUGCCUUGGGCAUUAAAUCCACAUUGAUUAUUGCAGAAGUAAUUCCAUUUUUGAUUUUGGCUGUCGGUAUCGAUAACAUAUUUCUGAUCACUCAUGAGUAUGAUAGACUCUCCACGGAUGACGUCACUAUUGAUAUCGACAGAAGAAUUUAUCUGGCGGUCAAACGAAUUUGCCCUUCAAUUCUACUUUCUUUCAUAUGUCAAGCAGGGUGCUUUCUCAUUGCAGCAUUUGUAUCUAUGCCAGCAGUGCGUAACUUUGCUCUCUAUUCGGCAUUGGCUGUUUUGUUCAAUGUUCUUCUACAAAUGACAGCCUAUGUUGCUUUCCUUGCGUUGUACGAGAGAAAGUAUGCUACUAUCAGCAAGGAUUCUGAGAAGGAUGUUCACCUAUUUGGUGACUCUUAUUUCUCUUUCAUCUCUAAGAAAGGCAAGAUCCUUGGACUCUUCGUUUCCUGGACCAUGAUAUCUCUCCUAUUUUUGCCUGAAAUACAGUUAGGUUUGAAUCAGACUUUCGCAGUUCCUCAGACCUCAUACUUGGUCGAUUACUUCAGAGAUGCCUAUCAAUACUUGAACGUUGGACCUCCGGUUUACUUCGUGGUCAAAGGACUUGACUUGACAAAAAGAGAAAAUCAGCAAAAGGUGUGCGGUAAAUUCACAACAUGCGAUGAUGAUUCUUUGGCAAACGUCUUAGAGAUGGAGAGAGAGAGAUCUACCAUCAUUGAUCCCCUGGCUAACUGGUUUGACGAUUACAUGCAAUUUUUGAACCCCGAUCUGGAUGAAUGUUGCCGCUUCAAGAAAGGUACCUCAGAUGUCUGUCCUCCAUUCUUCCCCAGCAGACGCUGUGAAACUUGUUUUCAUGAGGGAGAAUGGAAUUAUGAUAUGUCAGGAUUCCCUGAAGGCAAGGAAUUUAUGGAUUACCUCGCAAUCUGGAUUGAUUCCCCAAGUGACCCAUGUCCAUUAGGUGGUAAAGCCCCAUAUUCUUCUUCUGUCGCCUUCAAUAAGACCGGAGUCAAAGCUUCCGUCUUCAGAACAGCUCACAAGCCAUUGACAUCGCAAGAAGAUCUCAUUGCAGCCUACGAUGAUUCGGUCAGGAUCAGCAACUCGCUCAAGGACCUUGAUGUGUUUGCAUACUCUCCAUUUUACAUAUUCUUUGUCCAGUAUCAAACCAUACUGUGGCUGACGAUUAGCCUAAUCGGAGCAGCUUUAGUUUUGAUAUUUGCCGCUACGACAUUAUUCCUAGGUUCUGUGCAAACUGCUGCUGCGUUGACCUUGACGGUUCUGAUGAUUCUGAUCGACAUUGGAGCAUUCAUGGCUUGGUUCGGAAUUUCGCUCAACGCUGUCAGUCUGGUGAAUCUUGUCAUCUGCGUCGGCCUAGCUGUUGAAUUUUGUGUCCAUAUUGCAAGAGCUUUCACCCUGUUGCCUGAAGGUGUUAAGAAUGAUCGUGAUUCCCGUGUGCACUACGCCAUGACCACAGUCGGUGGUUCUGUCUUCAGAGGUAUAACGAUGACGAAAUUCAUUGGUGUCUGCGUCUUGGCUUUUGCCCAAUCCAAGAUAUUCCAAGUUUUCUACUUCCGCAUGUGGUUCUCGCUGAUUGUGAUUGCAUCGGUUCACGCUUUGGUAUUCUUGCCUGUACUUUUGUCGCUGGCUGGCGGUAAGAGCUACGUUGAUGAGCCCAUUAGUGGCACACUUGAAGAGUAA